AUGCGCGUUCUCAGCUGGGCGGUCACCGCCCUGUCCUUCCUUGCCACUCAGGCUCUCGCUAGGCCCAUAGUCGUCCAGCCGGGCUCUAGCAGCAAAGUUGUCAUCGGCUCGGACAACAUUCUCAAUGGAACUUCCGGCGCCGGCACCAUCAACGGACCGCAGGCGACGAACGCGACGCUGCAGCUGUCCAUCGUGAACAACUUUAGCAGUGGCGGCAAGAUCAACGCCUACGUCACCGGCACCGACUCGAACAACCACAUCGUCUUCGUCAAGUCCGACGGCACCUUCUACUACCCUCCCUCGACCACCUCCACGACGCCCAUGUCGAUCGACGCCGACGUGGCCAUCCCCAUCGGCGACGCGGGCAGCACCACCAAGAUCACCAUCCCCAACUACAUCAACUCCGGCCGUGUGUGGUUCGCCGAGGGCGAGCUGAAGUUCUUCGUUGUCGCCGUCAACGGAGGCAUCGCGCUCGUCGAACCGGCGGCCGCCAACCCGCAGGACCCCAGCGCUGACGUGAACUGGGGCUUUGUGGAGUUCACCUACACCCAGGACGGCGGCCUGUACGCCAACAUCAGCUACGUCGACUUUGUCGGGCUGAUCCUGGGCAUGUCGCUCUUGACUAUGGAUGGCAGCACCCAGACGGCCAAGGGCCUGAAGCCCAACGCCGUGCAGAGCAUCUGCAGCGCGCUGAAGCAGCAGGCCUCUUCGGACGGGCAGCCGUGGGAUGAGCUCUGCGUCACGGACAGCCAGGGCAACCAGCUCCGGGUCCUGUCGCCGAACCAGUACAUCAGCAUCAACGCGGCGGCCUUCCAGGACUACUGGACAGACUACGUCAACCAAGUGUGGUCCAAGUACAGCAGCCAGCCGCUGACGAUCAACACGCAGAUGUCGGCCGGCAACGUGAAGUGCACCGUGUCGGGCGACACGCUGUCCUGCGACGGCGACAACCGCGACUACAACAAGCCGACGGCGUUGGACAUCUUCGGCUGCAACAGCGGGCCGUUCGCCAUCGACCAGCACACGGACAACGACGUGCACAAGGCGGUGGUGCCACGGCUGUGCGCGGCCUUUGACCGGUCGACGCUGCUGCAGCCGGGUGGCAACAUCCAGCCGGGCUCCAACACAACCUACUACAGCACCUCGCCGACCAACUACUACAGCAAGUUUGUGCACCAGAACGAGGUCGACGGCAAGGGCUACGCCUUUGCGUACGACGACGUCAACCCGAGCGGUGCCAACCAGGCUGGUGUGGUGUCUUCGGCCAACCCGAAGCUGCUGACCAUUACGAUUGGCGGGCCGUCGUCUUCUUCGUCUUCUUCAUCUUCAUCUUCUUCCUCUUCCUCUUCUUCUUCUUAA
Molecule: messenger RNA, 1359 nt
Organism: Rasamsonia emersonii CBS 393.64
Lineage: Eukaryota; Fungi; Ascomycota; Eurotiomycetes; Eurotiales; Trichocomaceae
Product: glucan endo-1,3-beta-glucosidase
Exons: 1
Coding region: 1-1359 (452 amino acids)
Source: RefSeq, a predicted model, not a curated record